Molecule: messenger RNA, 2747 nt
Organism: Symphalangus syndactylus (siamang)
Lineage: Eukaryota; Metazoa; Chordata; Mammalia; Primates; Hylobatidae
Gene: PATE2
Product: prostate and testis expressed 2
Source: RefSeq, a predicted model, not a curated record
AUGCUUGUUCUCUUUCUGCUGGGCACAGUCUUUCUGCUCUGCCCAUAUUGGGGUGAACUUCAUGACCCUAUAAAAGCGACUGAAAUAAUGUGUUAUAAAUGUAAAAAAUAUCAUCUCGGGUUAUGCUAUGGUGUCAUGACAUCCUGCUCCCUGAAGCAUAAACAGUCCUGUGCAGUUGAGAACAUUUACAUCCUUACAAAGAAAGGGCAGAGCAUGUAUCAUUAUUCAAAACUGUCGUGUAUGACCAACUGUGAGGACAUCAACUUCUUGGGGUUCACGAAGAGGGUAGAGCUCAUCUGUUGUGAUCAUAGUAACUACUGCAACCUCCCUGAGGGAGUUUAGUUCUAUGUCUCUCCUGGAUUUUGGGUUCUUUUUCAACCACUACCCUCUUUUUCUCUUCCCUGAACCUGAAUUUUGCUCUCCUCUUCUAUGCAAUGGUAGAGAGUGAGAAAGCCAGCUCAUAGUGAAAACACAAGCAGGCAUAAGGAGACGCAGUGCGGACAGCAGAGCCUAUUGAUGAUGGAGCACUAGACUCACUCUUUGCACAUCCCUGUCGCUCACAGGUGGGAGGGGUUUUGCUCUCCUUACGUGAUACUGCCAUGAAUAAGCUCAGAUUUGGUCAUUUAUUAUCUCCUGUAUGAAAAUGUGAACACUCGGGCCAUAAUAAUCUCCAAUUUGUACUGAGAAUUCUGUGACUAUCCUCUAUCCUCAUCUAUACACACACUCCUCUCCGUUGGAAUUCUCUUUGGAUUAGCCCUGACACUUUCUGGCACUGUCCUUUUCUGCCCAUGGGUUCUGGAGAGGGCUAACCCCAGCUUCCCAGUGUGUUGGCAGCAUGGGCCAAGUCUUUCUCUGAUAGAGCUCUUGGGGGAACCUCAGGGCAGAAAAAGAACUGAACAGACAUAGGGAUGAGCAUCAAAGAAAAUUUCAGGGGGCAUUUCAAUUGGUAAAAACUAAGAUCUGAGAAAUAACUUGCUGUGGGUGGAAUUGGCUUGAAUUAUCAUUGCCCUGGCUGGCCAGGCAGCCUUGGGCACAUGGUUGAACUAGGUGAUUGGAUUGGGAACAGAGUGUUUCUUUAAGGAUGGCUAGUCAGGUUCUUCUCAUGGGACUGAGAAAACAAAAUGCUGAUAAUGUGGCAGGUGGCAUGGUAGCUGAAGAUAAUAGGAUGUAAAUAGAUACCAUGAGGUAGUGUUCAAGUAACAGAAUGGCCUGUGUAAGAGGAAGUUAUGAGUAUGCAGAAAGUGUGAGAAAGGUAGCAUAUACGGGUAACAGUGGUGGGAAGAGAAGCAGGAAGACACAGAGAAACAGAUAGGAAGAGAAACUGGGUAGCAUUGAUGUUGGAGCACACCUGUGGCCAAGGUGGCACGUUUUCCUUGGAUACACACUAACCGUGGUGUUUCUGUCCUUAUGAGGCUGACUGCAGUUCUUGGUCCUGGUCUUCCAUGAGCUUCUUUCUCUUAUAUUAUGCCACAUAAAAUUCUUACAAUGAACCAACCAACCUUCUAUUUGAGUAGUCUGGUAUACCCUAUCUUUGUCUAUGUCUGAGAAUAUAAUCCUUUCUGAGGAAUUCUCAAUUUGGAUUUUGCAGAGUCAGGACGAAAAAUACAUGAAGACAGUUCUUUCAAGGUAGACAAGCAAACUAGAAAAGCCAACAUAAUAUGAAUAUUUUAAGUUUGAGUUAUGGGCUCUAGUUGUGUAAGAGCUCUCUCCCCAUUGAAUCAUGGGAUGGUAGAAGUCAGUCUAGAAAAAGAAAAGAAAAUAUUGUUUAGCUUUGGUUUUCAAAAUAGACUUUAAAAAUAUGUUUGAAUCGAUGUUUAACAAAGCCAAAGUUUGGUUUUGUUGAGCAUGCAGAGAGUUUUAAUUAUAAAAUCUUUAUGUUUCAAGAGCACACACUGGCAUUUUCAGCAUUAUAGCAUUGAAUUUGUCUUUAUGUAGUGGAUGAUUUGGAUUUGAAUUUGGUAGCUUCCAAAAUCCCCUUUGCUGAUAAGUGCACCCAGCUGCAUCAAGUGUUGGCUUAUGACAACUCACAGUUAUUUACUUCUUUGGAGAUUUGCUCUCUACUAAAUAUUAAUAGAAGCAGCCUAGCCCAGAUGCUAAACUCCCAACCUGCAUAUGGGCCUCAGCUAAUGAAUGACUGGUCCCUUGUAUUAAGGUAGAACUAAGUCUGUGGUGCAAUUUGUACUCCAGAGCUUUUCCAUGGGAUCCAACUAAAGCUAGUCUUCAGCUGAGACCACGUUUUUGUUAGUAUUUCCCCCCUAACUUCCCUUCAUUCCCUUAUUCUCUAAGUUUUAAGCUGACAAGACUCAAGUGUUUUGUCUCACUGUGAACAGAGCUCUAAAACAAGAUAAGGUCAGGUUAGAAAACAAAGUUACAUUUUGGCACUUCCAAGUGAUAGUGUGUGUAGUGUCUAAACUAACUCUUCCUGAGUCAGGAUAAUCUUUCUUCUUAGCCUUCCUUACAGACUAGAUAAAAUUUCUCUACCUUGGAGAAUAUUUUCUUUUGCCUUACCCUAUCUUGGGGUAUUCUUCCCAGUUCCAUUUUCCAACCUGAGCAAAUGAACAUAGCAAAAGCUAGGUGAAAAUUUCUUUACCCACAUGAUAAAACAACAAGAAUUUAUCCUCUCAUAUGCACAUGCUCUUCUUUCAUAUAUAUAUACAUAAUUUUACAGAGAAUUUUUUCUUCAAAUAUCUUUUUAAAGGACAAUACUUUGGCUAACAAUCUGUUACUUUGUAAUUGACUGGUAAAUA